AUGUCACUGCUGCGGAGCGUCAGGACGUUCCUGACGCCCAGUGGAUCCCAGGCGCAACUGGGCGGCGAUCAAGGCUCGUUGGGGUUUCGCAAAGCGAAGAUCGAGACGGAUUUGUUCCCGGCGACGAACCCGGAAGUCGACGGCGAGGAUUGCCUGCACGAUUGCAACGACUGCACGGUGCACUAUCCAGCAAAAUUCAAGAUCGACGAGCACGACACGCUCUACGGGCACGUUAAAGGCUGGGAAACACAUUUGAUUGUUGGAACGGGCAAGACCGAUUGGGUGCGCGAUGUCACGGAUGAGAAGGCCUCUGUCAUGCAGGCCGUCGGCAGGGUGGGUGUCGACAGGAGGAAUGGCAAGGUCAUGCUGAGUGCCAGUAACAUGCCGGUUAGCAGUGAGGGCUGCGAUGGGGUGGAGGAUGGGGUGGAGGAAGGCGCGGAUUGUCUCCUCCUGCCGGCGUGGACGCUCGUAGAGAAUGUCAAGCCCAGUCAGGUUGACGUGUUGAUGAAGGAGGUGGUGGAGACGAGUGUCACGAAUUCGACGCCCCUCGGUGGGAAGACGAAUGUGGUUGUUGGGAAUGGCCAGGCCAAUGGACGUGCGGCAACAUCAGAAACCACGAGAGAACCACAACAGCAACAGCAACAGCAGCCGCAAGAAGGGGGAGCCGGCCCCCAAAACACCAAAACCCUCACAUCGACGCCCCUUCCACCCUCAAUAUCCAACACAUUCAAGACCCGCCCCAUCCCACACUCCUAUCUGAUCCUCAUGUGCAGCCACAAGACGCGCGAUGCCCGCUGCGGGCAAUCCGCGCCGCUCCUGCGCAAGGAGUUCGAACGCAUUCUGCGCCCCAUGGGCCUGUACCGCGAUCUGCACGACGACCGGCCCGGCGGCGUGGGGCUUUAUUUUAUCAAUCAUGUGGGCGGGCAUAAGUACUCGGCCAAUGUUAUGAUCUAUAGACGGGAGGGAAGUACGAGAACGAAGGACGGGCGGGAGGUCGAUGGGCAUGAGGCUCAGCAUGGAGAGGCGGUACAGUUGAUCUGGCUGGCGAGGGUCACGCCAGAGGAUUGCGAGAAUAUCGUGCGGUUCACCAUCCUGCAGGGCAAAUUGGUCAAGCCGCAGAGGCAGUUGAGAGGUGGGUUUGAUCGGCAGAGGGGCUUGUUGAGUUGGUGA
This is a messenger RNA of Exophiala aquamarina CBS 119918, 1170 nucleotides long. RefSeq lists its product as uncharacterized. The coding region runs from base 1 to 1170 and encodes 389 amino acids. NCBI's taxonomy places the organism in Eukaryota, Fungi, Ascomycota, Eurotiomycetes, Chaetothyriales, Herpotrichiellaceae. The transcript is spliced from 2 exons. The record is from RefSeq and is a predicted model, not a curated record.